Messenger RNA from Elephantulus edwardii (Cape elephant shrew), 1650 nucleotides. RefSeq names its product cochlin (gene COCH). NCBI's taxonomy places the organism in Eukaryota, Metazoa, Chordata, Mammalia, Macroscelidea, Macroscelididae. The record is from RefSeq and is a predicted model, not a curated record. Bases 1 to 1650 code for a protein of 549 amino acids. The transcript has 11 exons.
AUGUCUGUAACCUGGAUCCUGGUUCUCUGCCUCGGUGUCUUUCUGCUGCUGUCGGAACCCGCGGGCAGCGAAGGGGCUGUUCCCAUAGCUAUUACAUGCUUUACCAGAGGCCUAGACAUCAGAAAAGAGAAAGCAGAUGUUCUCUGCCCAGGGAGCUGCCCUCUUGAGGAAUUUUCCGUGUUUGGAAACAUAGUGUAUGCGUCUGUGUCAAGCAUCUGUGGCGCUGCUAUCCAUAGGGGAGUAAUCAACAUCUCAGGGGGACCUGUGCGAGUGUAUAGCCUACCAGGUCGAGAAAACUAUUCCUCAGUAGUUGCCAAUGGCAUCCAGUCUCAAAUGCUUUCCAGAUGGUCUGCUUCUUUCACAGUGACUAAAGGCAAAAGUGGUUCCCAGGAAGCCACGGGACGAGCAGUGUCCACAGCACGUCCACCAACAGGUAAACGAUUGAAGAAAACACCUGAGAAGAAAACUGGCAAUAAAGACUGCAAGGCAGAUAUUGCAUUUCUGAUUGAUGGAAGCUUCAAUAUUGGGCAGCGCCGAUUUAAUUUACAGAAGAACUUUGUUGGGAAAGUGGCUCUGAUGUUGGGAAUUGGAACAGAAGGACCACAUGUGGGUCUUGUUCAAGCCAGUGAACACCCCAAAAUAGAAUUUUACCUGAAAAACUUUACAUCAGCCAAAGAUGUUUUGUUUGCCAUAAAGGAAGUAGGUUUCAGAGGGGGUAAUUCAAACACAGGGAAAGCUUUGAAGCAUACAGCCCAGAAAUUCUUCACAGCAGACACUGGAGUGAGAAAAGGGAUCCCCAAAGUGGUCGUAGUGUUUAUUGAUGGCUGGCCUUCUGAUGACAUUGAGGAAGCGGGCAUUGUGGCCAGAGAGUUUGGUGUGAAUGUAUUUAUAGUUUCAGUAGCCAAGCCUAUCCCUGAAGAACUGGGGAUGGUUCAGGAUGUUGCAUUUGUUGAUAAGGCAGUCUGUCGGAACAAUGGCUUCUUCUCUUACCAUAUGCCUAACUGGUUUGGCACCACCAAGUAUGUAAAGCCUCUAGUACAGAAACUCUGUACUCAUGAGCAAAUGAUGUGCAGCAAGACCUGCUAUAACUCUGUGAACAUUGCCUUCCUUAUUGAUGGCUCCAGCAGUGUUGGAGAUAGUAAUUUUCGUCUAAUGCUAGAAUUCAUUUCCAACAUAGCUAAGACUUUUGAAAUCUCUGAUAUUGGUGCCAAGAUAGCUACUGUACAGUUCACCUAUGAUCAACGCCCAGAAUUUGGUUUCACAGAUUAUAGCACCAAAGAGAAUGUCCUCGCGGUUAUUAGAAACAUCCGUUAUAUGAGUGGUGGAACAGCUACUGGGGAAGCGAUUUCCUUUACUGUCAGAAAUGUGUUUGGUCCCAUGAGGGAUAGUCCCAACAAGAACUUCCUAGUAAUUGUCACUGAUGGGCAGUCCUACGAUGAUGUCCGAGGCCCUGCUGCUGCUGCACAUGAUGCAGGCAUCACCAUUUUCUCUGUUGGCGUGGCUUGGGCACCUUUGGAUGAUCUGAAAGAUAUGGCCUCUAAACCAAAGGAAUCUCAUGCUUUCUUCACAAGAGAGUUCACAGGAUUGGAACCCAUUGUUUCUGAUGUAAUCCGAGGCAUUUGUAGAGAUUUCUUAGAAUCUCAGCAGUAA